Ipomoea triloba (trilobed morning glory) is the source of this 1173-nucleotide messenger RNA. RefSeq names its product endonuclease 2. The transcript is spliced from 8 exons. The coding region runs from base 19 to 882 and encodes 287 amino acids. Lineage: Eukaryota; Viridiplantae; Streptophyta; Magnoliopsida; Solanales; Convolvulaceae. Gene Ontology annotation, molecular function: endonuclease activity; nucleic acid binding. Gene Ontology annotation, biological process: DNA catabolic process. The record is from RefSeq and is a predicted model, not a curated record.
AAAAUAAAGAAGGCAAGAAUGGAGAAAGGGUCUAAAGCUAAUUACAUGGUUGUCGCGGUGGCUUUGUUGUUUCUGUUCCCGGUGGCCCAUGGAUGGGGAGUAGACGGGCAUCUGAUCGCGUGCCGGAUUGCCCAGUUGCGGCUGAGUGCGGCGGCGGCAGAUGCAGUUGACAAGCUGCUGCCGGCGUACGCGAAGGGGAACCUGUCGAGUAUGUGUUCUUGGGCGGACAACGUUAGAUUCCGGUUUCCUUGGUCGGCUCCGCUCCACUUCAUCAACACGCCUGAUGUCUGCAACUAUCAAUACAAAAGGGAUUGCAAGGAUGAAGAUGGAGAAGUGGGGAGAUGCGUUGCAGGGGCUAUCAACAAUUACACCACCCAGCUUGUCAGCUAUGUUAGUGGCAAUGAUUCAUCAUAUAAUUCGACACAAGCACUGCUCUUCCUCUCUCAUUUUGUUGGAGACAUUCAUCAGCCUCUGCAUGUUGGAUUUGCCUCAGACAAGGGAGGCAACACAAUUGAUGUCAAGUGGUACACUAAGAAAACAGUUCUCCACCAUGUAUGGGAUACCAGCAUAAUCGAGACGGCAGAAGAGCAAUUUUAUGAAUCUGAAGUGGAAGAACUGAUCGAUGCAAUUCAGAAGAACAUUACUACUGGAUGGGCAGAUGAAGUGAAAUCAUGGGAGGCCUGCACCAAUGACAAAGAAGCCUGCCCAGAUGUAUAUGCAUCUGAAGGUAUUAAAGCAGCCUGUGAUUGGGCAUACAAAGGAGUUAGUGAAAACUCAGUGUUAGAAGAUCCUUACUUCUUAACACGGUUACCAGUGGUGAAAUUGCGGCUAGCCCAAGCAGGGGUCCGGUUGGCAGCCAUACUAAACCGAAUAUUUGGAUAGCGUGAACGAAUAUAAGUCUCGUCUUCAAUUGCUCGAUCGGUAGCUUGCUGAUACUGAUGCUGGCAUGGGUGUACAAAUUCUGGUUCAGUAUGAGUUAAUAAAUUUCAUUUCAGAGAAAUGGAAAACUUUGGAUUAUGCAUUCACAAAUCCGGACAGAAAUGAAAGUCUGAUGUUCUUUCUUUCUUGCGUAUGGUAUCAGUAAUCAGUGAACAAACAUAUAUAUGUAUUAUUCAUCUAUUUACAGUUUAAUUAGUAUAAACAUCAUAAGUCCACUUGCGAGUUGAUUGUGGA